Molecule: messenger RNA, 871 nt
Organism: Amoebophrya sp. A120
Lineage: Eukaryota; Dinophyceae; Syndiniales; Amoebophryaceae
Source: the annotation of a GenBank genome assembly
ACAAGAUGGGGGAAUCGUCAGGUCUUGUCAUUGCUCGUCGCGUCGAGGCUUUUGGGCAAGCGAGGAAGGCCCAUGCAACGACGACGGCGGAGGAGGACACUCAGCUUGUUUUGCUUUUUGAGGAGGUUCUGCAAUGUGCCGAUUUGUUUCUGAUUCAAAAACUCGAGAUGCUGUUCGCGCUGUUUAGCCGACUUCCCGCGCCGAACGGAGAUGACAAGGCAAACCAAAGCACGCUUCUUCAGUUCGACCCGUUUCUUUCCUGUGCAGCGAGAGUCGCGAAAGAAAGGAAUCCACGCGUGUCUGCAGAGGUCACAACGCAUCUGUCGUUCCACGAUUUUGUUUCAUGUAUAUGCGACAGUAUCGGCUGUACGGCAUGGGUGGAAGGGAAUGGUAAUGCUCGUCCUCUAGCCACAGAAGUUUCGGGCGACAGCGAGGUGGGAACGAAGGACCUGCUGCGUGCACUGUUUCUGGGCAAGGGGUCACCACUAUCGGGGGAGAUGCGCUGUUUGGUGGAAGUCCUGCGAGAAAACCAUGUGCCUUUUCCGGUACUGGGUCUACAAGGACUGCGAAUCGUGAAGAUUGCGUCGGGGUACGAGCACACUCUGUUCCUCACGCAGACGGGCCACGUGUUCGAGGCGGUUCACACGAACGGAGCGGAGCUGGAGCUUGGCCUGCAACUGCCAAAGCUGCUACCGGAGUUUGGUGAUUCUUCCACUGCCGCCGUCGAUAUCGCGGUCGGGGUGCGACACUCCGUUGCUGUGGGUGCAUGUGGGCGAGUGUUUUCCUGGGGGCGCGGUGACUACGGACAGUUGGGCCACGGAAGAAGCUCCUUUGUCUUCCAGGACGCAGAUCAUUAUGGCGAAGAUUAUUG